Molecule: messenger RNA, 4397 nt
Organism: Gamsiella multidivaricata
Lineage: Eukaryota; Fungi; Mortierellomycota; Mortierellomycetes; Mortierellales; Mortierellaceae
Exons: 6
Coding region: 337-4242 (1301 amino acids)
Biological process (GO): mitochondrial transcription
Cellular component (GO): mitochondrial DNA-directed RNA polymerase complex
Molecular function (GO): protein binding; DNA-directed RNA polymerase activity; mitochondrial promoter sequence-specific DNA binding
Source: RefSeq, a predicted model, not a curated record
CGGAAGGAGGACUUUCGCUGUUGUUUACUUUUCUUUUUCUUUUUCUCCCCUUUACUCCUCCUCCUCGUCCCAUCCUCCUACACGGACACACACUCUCUUUGUCCGCCGCUACAACGUCUCUCCUCUGCGGUGCAGCCAUAUCUCCUUCUUGUCCUGCGUCUUUCCUUUCCUUCCACUCCACCCGUGUCCUUGUCCACUCGCACUCUGGGGGGAACCCAUCCUUUCUUGAUUCUACUCUGGGUGUAACAGCUUCAAGGAGACUGUUCAUAUAGUCGUAUAUUGAUCAUAUCGUGCCGUGCCUGAUCCGAACCACAGAAGGUCUCUUUUCCCACAAAAAUGCUGUCUGUUGCUUCGACUCUCAGGAGUAACAGGGCCACCCUGGCGUGCGCUCGCUUGAGUUCUUCACGGAACCAGCCAGCCUUGCCUAUUUCGCUGAAACAUCGUCCUCGAUUCCGAUUCCAUUCCACUGCUGCUGUCCAGGAAAGCACCCAACCCCUGCCCCAUGUCCAUCCCGUCCCCAGCGUCGCCGCCCGAGCAGAAGCCGACCAUGCCCUCCAUUCAUACACAUCUAUUUCCGGAAAACUGGAUCCCAUCCGUAUUGUCCGCCUGCCAGAAGUAAAAGCCAAUGAACCCAGAGAAUCCGGCAAGUUCGCAGACCACCAGCUGCCGGAACAGAUGGCCGUCAUGUACGCUUGUUUGAACACUGGGGACAUGGAACGAGCUCGCCGUAUCUUCCUCACACUCCACAAGAACAACCCCGACGAUAUGCUGGUCCUCGGCGACAUCAGGAUGCAUAACAGCUUCAUCGAGAGCUAUAUGAACGCCAGCCCGAGCCCGAGAACCAAGGAGGCCCUCAAAUGGUUCGAGUCACUUUCAAAAUACAGGGUCAAGCCCGAUCUGACAAGUUUUGCCAUCCUUAUCAGAGGAUUUAUCAACAUGGACAGCAUGCACACUGCCAAGGUUAUGCUAAUGGAAAUGCAAAAAGCCGGCUUCACAAUUAACGACCUAAGGCAGUGCCCGAACUUGCAAGCAGAGGAUGUGGAAAGGAUUGAUAGUGUUGCCAAGAUGCUUAAACCCGUCUCCGCCCGCAUAGCACCAUUGAUGCCUGAGACCCCAGUAGUCACAGAAGUAGCCUCCGAGUACGCCGAAGUUAAUCCUGUGAAGAAUUCCAAGAACGAGACCGUUAUUGGCGUUAAACUCAUGCGCAACACCCUAGAUGCUCUCUCGCUCAAGGAGCUCAACCGAUUUGAUCGACAGAUGAAGCUAGAGGAACGUUCGUACCAGGCUGCCAUCGACAGGAUGGAGCACGACAAGGAGAGUAUACCAGAACAGCUCAACGUCAGACCUCUUAGUAGUUAUCUUUGGCAAUGGCAUCAAUCACUUAAGGAGGGCAUCAAGGCUGAAAUCAAGCGCAUCGAUGCUGUUCUAGAGCGCCGAUCCAUCUCGGACGAUGCUGCGCUGGAUAAGGACCGCAUGCUUUACGGCCCCUUCUUGAAGUUACUCUCGCCCGACAAACUAUCCAUUAUCACGAUUCUCGAGCUACUACGCCUGAACAAUUCUGGAGGCAUCAUGGAGGGCAUGAAGUCUGCCCGCGCCUUGAUCAGUAUCGGAAAGGCGGUCGAGUCAGAGUACAACGCCGAACAGAUGACGAAAAAAUCCAAUAAGGCUCUGUUUGAUCAACGAUUCAGUGUCCACCAACUUUAUGGAAACGGGCGACUUUUCAACAUGGCUGUCCGAAAGGUCGAGACCAAGAGAUCGGAGGCUAUGCAUCCAACAGACUGGACGCCAGUGUGGCCAGAGAGUACACGAGCCAAGGUGGGCUCUGUUCUUACGACACUCUUAAUGGACUGCGCCAAGGUUCAAACCCCCAGUUUCAACCCAGAGACGAACCAGAAGAUUGUGGAGGAGAUUCCGGCAUUCUAUCACUCAUAUCAGUACAACAAAGGACAGCGCAUUGGAGUCAUCAGGGUCCAUAACCAUAUCACGGAAAUCCUCUCGAAGGAGCCCGUUGGUAACCUGAUCCAUCCAAGUUUGCUUCCCAUGUUGGUUCAUCCUCGUCCCUGGCUCUCAUACAACAGUGGCGGUUACUUGAGUACGGAAUCGAUGAUCAUGCGCAUUCGCCAUUGCCCUCAGCAGUACGAAUAUCUUCGGAAGGCACACGAGGAAGGCCUUUUAUACCGCAUCUACAAUGGCCUUGAUGUCUUGGGCAAGACGCAAUGGGCGGUCAACAAGAGGGUACUGUCGACAGUGCUGGAGGCAUGGAACAGUGGCAAGGAAUUUGCCAAGAUUCCUGCCGCUGCAGGCGAGAUCGAGGAUUUGCCCAAACCAGACGAUUUUGAGACAAGCACCAAGGCCAAGGCCAAGUGGCUCGCAGAAAAUCGCAAGAUGAAAUUGGAGGCCAAGAACCACCACAGUUUGCGUUGCGAUGUUAAUUAUAAAGUUGAAAUUGCUAGAGCUUUUGCUGACGAGCCUAUGUACUUCCCCCACAACCUGGACUUCCGUGGGCGUGCAUAUCCCAUUCCUCCAUUGUUCAACCAUCUUGGAAACGAUCUUUGUCGUGGUCUGCUUAUGUUUGGUACGGCCAAGCCUUUGGGUCCAAAGGGCUUCACGUGGCUAAAGAUUCACUUGGCCAACUUGGCAGGUUUCGACAAACACUCGCUUUCGGCUCGAGCUCAGUUCACGAUGGACAAUUUGGAGAACAUUUUCGACAGUGCCGACAAACCUAUGGAGGGCCAUCGCUGGUGGCUCAAAGCAGAGGAUCCUUGGCAGUGUCUUGCCACCUGUAUUGAGAUCACCGAAGCCGUGCGCAGCGGAGAUCCCGAGACGUAUAUGAGCAGGAUCCCAGUGCAUCAGGACGGUACUUGUAACGGUUUGCAGCAUUAUGCUGCGCUGGGAGGAGACAUGGCAGGUGCACAGCAGGUCAAUUUGGUGCCCUCUGACCGUCCCCAAGAUGUGUACUCUGGUGUGGCAGCGUCUGUGGAGCGUCUUCUCGAGAAGCAGGCGGCCGAGGGCGUCGAAUAUGCCAAGAUCUUGAGCGGCAGGAUUUCACGAAAGAUUGUGAAACAGACAGUUAUGACGAACGUGUAUGGAGUGACAUUUGUUGGUGCGCGCGCCCAGAUCGAGAACAGGCUGAAGGAGACUGAGGGUAUUCCAGAGGACCAGGUUCACGCACUCAGCACGUAUUUGACCCAGCAGGUGUUUGCAUCAAUCGGAGAGAUGUUCACGGGUGCGCGUGCGAUUCAGGACUGGCUGGCAGAGAGUGCCCGUCGCAUCGCCAAGAGUGUUCCAAAGAGCGUGGUCAAUCCCGAAACGGAUGAGAUCCAGGAAAGCCUCACGGGCAAAGGACGCAAGAAGAAGACAUCCAGACAGGCAAUUGCAGAUCAGCAAAUGACCAGCGUCAUCUGGACUACACCACUCAAUCUCCCUAUCGUCCAGCCCUAUCGCAAGAUGGAACACAAACAGGUUCGCACCAACCUUCAGUCGCUGACGAUCAAAGAUCCAAGCCAAGCUAGCCCAGUCAACGUACAGAAGCAGAGAACGGCCUUCCCGCCAAAUUUUAUUCAUUCGCUGGAUGCUACUCAUAUGUUGAUGUCCGCUGCAGGAUGUGUUGAGGCAGGUCUGACGUUCGCAUCGGUCCACGACUCGUACUGGACACACGCCUGCGAUGUCGAGGUAAUGAACGAGGUGUUGAGAAAGCAGUUCAUCCUUCUGCAUAGCAACAAUAUUAUGAAGAAUCUGGAGGCCGAGUUCAUGGAGCGUUACAGAGACUUUCUGUACCCUGUUUCACUGGUGAUCGCCAAUCCUGGGGAGCCCGUGGGCGAGGGUAUGAUUGCAUGGGACGACGAGCGUGUCCGUCGCAAGAGUGCCAGGAUCGAGAGCAGCUCAGGAUCAAGCAAGAGCGAGUUUGUGCCUGAUCUAGAGAUUCCAGAGGAUGAGUUGAUGACGAGCGAGACGGCAUCAUCAUCGUCAUUGUCACCAACGAAGGCCAAGGACGAGAACAUGUUCCAUUUUGGGGACGACGAAGAUGAUGAGCAUGAUUUGUCGAGUGUGAUUAUUGAGGAGGACGAGGCGGAGUUGGAGGCAGAGGCAAAGGCGAUGGGUAAAGCACUCCGCAAGCGGACGAAAAAGAAGGUGGCCAACAAGCUGUUCCACUCCUGGGACCCGAUCUCGUUCCCACCACUGCCAGACCGUGGCGAGUUUGAUGUGCGCAAUGUGGCCGAGUCCGACUACUUCUUCUCAUAAGUCGUCGCUGUCAUUAUCAUAACCAUUAUCACCUUCAUCAUUAGUAUUAUCAUUAUCAUUACCAUUGUCAUCAUCCUCAUCCUCAUCCUCAUCCCCAUCCUCAUCCUCAUCUCCAUCCUCAUCCUCAUCCCUAUCACUAUCUUCAUCAUCUUCAU